This is a messenger RNA of Anguilla rostrata (American eel), 6104 nucleotides long. It is a transcript of the gene ap3d1, whose product is annotated as adaptor related protein complex 3 subunit delta 1. The record is from RefSeq and is a predicted model, not a curated record. The coding region runs from base 339 to 4388 and encodes 1349 amino acids. Gene Ontology annotation, biological process: synaptic vesicle membrane organization; anterograde synaptic vesicle transport; Golgi to vacuole transport. Lineage: Eukaryota; Metazoa; Chordata; Actinopteri; Anguilliformes; Anguillidae. Gene Ontology annotation, cellular component: terminal bouton; presynaptic endosome; membrane coat. The transcript has 34 exons.
UCACAGAUAUCCUUAUCAACACAACGCUGUCAUUCUACGCGAUAGAUACCAAAAAGAGAAAAGAAUCAGUGCCUGCCAGCUAUAAGAAAUAGCAUUUUCGCCCUCAGAAACACACAGUUAGUCACCUGAUCCAGGCGCCAUUUUGUAAGAAUUUCCCAGCUGGUUACACGGAUAGCGUUUCUGCACUAUCGCUGGACACAUCAUCCUUGCCCGGCGAAGAAGCUGUUGUCGGCGCAGACUGGGGAGAGACGGAAUAGCAGCGGGUUGGCUACCCCGACAGAGACGCCUGCUUGCCCGUUGCUCUUGUCCCGCUGGGCAGCGACACGUAGCCAGCAACCAUGGCACUAAAGAUUGUCAAAGGGAGCAUCGAUCGGAUAUUUGAUAAAAAUCUCCAGGAUCUUGUACGUGGCAUAAGGAAUCAUAAAGAAGAUGAGGCCAAGUACAUCUCCACCUGCAUUGACGAGAUCAAGCAGGAGCUCAAGCAGGAGAACAUUGCGGUCAAAGCCAACGCCGUCUGCAAGCUCACCUACCUGCAGAUGCUGGGUUAUGACGUCAGCUGGGCAGCCUUCAACAUUGUGGAGGUCAUGAGCUCCUCCAAGUUCACCUACAAGAGAAUCGGUUACUUGGCCGCCUCCCAGUGUUUCCACGAAGGCACCGACGUCAUAAUGCUGACAACCAAUCAGAUCCGCAAGGAUCUCAGCAGCCCCAGCCAGUACGACACGGGCGUGGCCCUCACUGGCCUUUCCUGCUUCGUGACCCCUGACCUCGCCCGGGACCUGGCCAAUGACAUCAUGACUCUGAUGUCUCACACGAAGCCGUACAUCAGGAAGAAGGCGGUGCUCAUCAUGUACAAGGUGUUCCUGAAAUACCCAGAAUCCCUGCGCCCCGCCUUCCCCCGCCUCAAAGAGAAACUGGAGGACCCCGACCCCGGGGUGCAGUCUGCAGCAGUGAAUGUCAUCUGUGAGCUGGCCAGGAGGAACCCCAAAAACUACCUGUCCCUGGCACCCCUCUUUUUCAAACUCAUGACCUCCUCCACCAAUAACUGGGUCCUCAUCAAGAUAAUCAAGCUGUUCGGGGCGCUGACGCCCCUGGAGCCUCGUCUGGGGAAGAAGCUGAUUGAGCCGCUGACAAAUCUCAUCCACAGUACCUCCGCCAUGUCAUUGCUAUAUGAAUGUGUCAACACUGUCAUUGCAGUGCUGAUCUCCCUCUCCUCCGGAAUGCCCAAUCACAGCGCUAGCAUCCAGCUCUGCGUGCAGAAGCUGCGCAUCCUGAUCGAGGACUCGGACCAGAACCUGAAGUACCUGGGCCUCCUGGCCAUGUCCAAGAUCCUGAAGACGCACCCCAAGUCCGUGCAGUCCCACAAAGACCUCAUCUUGCAGUGCCUGGACGACAAGGACGAGUCCAUCCGUCUGAGGGCCCUGGACCUGCUCUACGGCAUGGUGUCCAAGAAGAACCUGAUGGAGAUUGUGAAGAAGCUGAUGCUGCAUGUGGACAAGGCGGAGGGGACCACGUACCGCGACGAGCUGCUCACCAAGAUCAUCGACAUCUGCAGCCAGAGCAACUACCAGUACAUCACCAACUUUGAGUGGUACAUCAGCAUCCUGGUGGAGCUCACCCGCCUGGAGGGCACGCGGCACGGGCACCUCAUCGCCUCCCAGAUGCUGGACGUGGCGAUCCGCGUGAAGGCCAUCCGCGGCUUCGCCGUGGCGCAGAUGGCCACGCUGCUGGACAACGCCCACCUGCUGACGGGCAACACGCAGCGCAACGGCAUCUGCGAGGUCCUGUACGCCGCGGCGUGGAUCUGCGGGGAGUUCUCAGAGCACCUGGAGGACCCCAUGCAGACCCUGGAGGCCAUGCUGCGCCCCCGUGUGGCCAUCCUGCCCGGGCACAUCCAGGCCGUGUAUGUGCAGAACGCCGCCAAGCUGUUUGCAGCGGUGCUGUGCGGCCAGCAGGGGGAGCCGGUGGACGCCGAGGCGGCCCAGGAGAGCAGCCAGCUGCUCAUCGACAGGCUGCCCCUCUUCGUCCAGAGCGCCGACCUGGAGGUGCAGGAGAGGGCCUCCUGCAUCCUGCAGCUGGUGAAGUACGUGCAGAAGCUGCAGCAGAAGGGGGUGGAGGUGGGGGAGGAGCUCACCGCUCUGUUCGCCGGGGAGCUCAACCCCGUCGCCCCCAAGGCCCAGAAAAAAGUGCCCGUUCCAGAGGGGCUGGACCUGGACGCCUGGAUUAACGAGCCGCCGUCGGAGAGCGAGUCGGAGGAUGAGAAGCCGCGCGCCGUGUUCACCGAGGAAGAGCCGCGACACACUCGAACCCGACACACUGAGGUGGACGAGAAGGAGCUGGCCAGGCGGAGGGAGGUCAGGAAGCAGGAACAGGCCAGCAAUCCCUUCUACAUCAAGGCCUCGCCGACCUCCCAGAAGGGCUACCAGGAUGCUCCAGGGGUUGACCACAUUCCUGUGGUACAGAUUGACCUCAGUGUGCCUCUCAAAGUCCCAGGGAUGUCCACGUCCGACCAGUACGUGAAGAUGGAGGAGGAGCGCUGGCAGAAGGACAAGGCGGAGAAGAAGAAGAAAGAGAAAAAGAAGAAGAGGGAGAAGAGGGGCCGGGGGCGGCCUCUCUCUCUUUCUCUCUUUCUCUUUCUCUCUCUCUCCCCUCUCUCCCUUCAUCUCUCUCAGAAUGCCUUACCCAGCGACGAUGACGACAAGGACCCCAACGACCCCUACAGGGCUCUGGACAUCGACCUGGACAGGCCCCUGGCGGACAGCGAGAAGCUGCCGGUCAGGACCCACCGGCCCGCCAGCUCCCCGAAGAGCCCCGGGGACGAGGGUGAGGCGGAGCGCGUCCCGGUGGAGGAGCCCAAGAAGAAGGGCAAGAAAGACAAGAGGGAGAAAGAGAAGAAGGAGAGGAAGAAGAGCAAAGAGGACAAGAAGAAGAAGAAACAUAAACAGGACAGAGGGGAGGAGCCAGAAGAGGCCCCACCGGCAGAGGAGCCUGUCCAAUCGGAGGAGCUCAUCGAGGUGGAAGCCCCGCCCUCUACUGCCCCAGUGGAGGGCUCAGAUUUGGAUUUCUGGCUCUCCAAUGCAUCCGCCCCCCCUAAGACCCAGGUCCAGUGCCCCGUCCCUCUCCCCUUACCGCCAUCUCUCUGUCCGCCCCCCCUAAGACCCAGGUCCUCCUCCUUCCUCUUACCUUUCUGCCAUCCCUCCAUCCACUCCUCCCCCUGCGCCCUCUCACCUUACGCCCAUCUCUCCAUCCGCCCCCCCCAAGACCCAGGUCCUCCUCCUCUUACUUCGCAUCGAGGCGGAGUCAGCAGCAGCAGCAGCUCCCCCAGACUCGCGAGGCUGCUGUCGAGCGAGAGUCCAAGACAGCAGAGCUCCCAGACCGAUGAGUCCGAGCGCCGUAAGAGUCACGAAGACAAAGCCGGAAGCACAAACGCACUGGAACGCACUGUAAAACGCACUGGGACACACUGUAAAACGCACGGGGACACACUGUUUUUCCCUUGUUUUUCGCUGCUACAGAAGUCCUCCAAGCACAGGAAGAAGAAACAGAAGAAGGAGAAAGAGGAGAAGGAUAAGAAAAAGAAGAAGAAGCACCAUCAUCAUCAUCACCACCAUCACCAUGGUGACGGGGGCGGAGACGGGUCUGUGCAGAACGGCACGGUGGAGGAGGAGGAGCCACUGCCGCCGAUGUCCAACUACAGCCUGCUGGCAGAAAACUCUUACAUCAAGAUGAUGUGUGACAUCCAGGGAAACCUGCAGGACGGAAGCCAGGUGGUGGUGUCGGUCAUCUUCGAGAACAAGUGCGACAGCUUCCUCAAGUCCAUGGAGUUCAACGUGCUGGACUCCCUCAACGCCAAGCUGCAGCGGCCGGAGGGGGCGGGGCCGCACGACGGCCUGACCGUGCCCUUCCAGCUGCCCCCAGGGGUCUCGAACGAGGCGCGCUUCGUCUUCUCCGUGGAGAGCAUCGUCACGCCCCAGAAGCUGAAGGGAACCCUCGCCUUCAUCGUCAAGUCUGAGGAGAGCUCCACCCACGAGAAGCUGGACUUCAAGCUGCACUUCACCUGCUCCUCCUACCUGAUCACCACGCCCUGCUACAGCGACGCGUUCGCCAAGCUGCUGGAGUCGGGGGACCUGAAGGGGAGCUCCGUGAGGCUGGAGGGGGUCAGCAUGCCCUUCCACCACCUGCUCGCCCGGAUCUGCUUCCACCACCACUUCUCCGUUGUGGAGAGGAUUGACUCCUGUGCAUCCAUGUACAGCAGAUCCAUCCAGGGUCACCACGUCUGCCUGCUGGUCAAAAGCACUGAGCAGACCGUGUCGAUUGAUGCAAAAUGUGACGAGUCUGCUCUAUUGGGGAACGUGCUGGACGAGAUAAAGCAGACCUUCUCUCAGUGUUGAGUGUGUCCUGGGGAAAAUCAGAAACGCACAUGCGCACACACACACACACACACAGAGGCUGGUACACUCCCUUCCUCCCUAUUCCUCUUUUUUUUUUUUUAAACGUGCUUUUGCCAUUUCCUCUACCGCAUUUCGAUCUUAAAUCUGCUGUUUCUCGUCGGGUCUCUUGUCUCUCCUACCUCAUGCGCUGUUUCUUCAAACCCUUCGCUUCUAAGAACUGGAAUCACGUUGCUGUUUUUGGUGUUUGGUGUUUUGAUUGGGUUGGUUGUUUUUUUUUUUUUUUGUAUUAUUGUUUAAUCUGUUUUUUCCCUUUUUUUUCUUCUUAAUUUCUUGAGCCCGUCUGUGCCUUUUUCCCCCCUUGUGUGCUCAGACACCCCCCCCCCCCCACACACACCACACUCCCGCAAGCAACCCAAACAUCUCCACUGAAUGUGUAGUGGAGUUUUUAAUAUUCCUGGUGGAUUGCAGAUAUCCAUGUUUUUUUGGUUCUCUCCCUUUUCUUUCCUCUUUACCCCCAUCCCAAAACUCUUCUCCAUUCCAGAACUCACUCAGUCACUGUAGCAAACCAGCGGGGACCCAAGUUAGCACUUUGACGCUAGCGCGUCUUCCGCUCCCGACAGUUAUCCGGUGACCCCUGACCUGAGAUUGAGUGGGUGACUGUAAAUAGCCCUUGUUAAGGUAGAGUCCUCCGUCAUAGACACGGGUGGGCGGUUGUGGAAUGCGGUCGUCUGGGGGACCUUGGAGGGGGCCAUUGUGAGGUCAUAGUAGUCUCUGACCUCAUCAGGAGUGUGUACAGUGCGCAGUGAAGACACACAGCGUUUCCUGUACAGUAUUAUGCAGCGUUAAGUGUAGCCUGGACCUGCCCUGGCCUUCAUUUUUGAUGAAGGUGAUGAUGAUGAUGAUGAGUGCUCGGUAAGACGGUUAAACCCUUUCACUGUAGUCAUUUGAAGCCGUCCUCUUCAACACAACAGCUUUACCAGAAGGAGAUAAAAAAUUAAGCUGCGCAUUUAAUUUCGGAAAGUUCUGGAUUGGAAUGUGUACAUAUCAGGAUUCUUCUCAGUACAGAAACACACACACACACACACACACAAUACACACACACCGACCUGUCUAGCCAUUCCUUGUCUUCUUUCCUUCUUUCUUUCUUUUUAUAGAAGUAUUUUUAUGAAGCGAAUGUUUUUUCUGAGCACUUCUGUUACACUUGGUCUUAUACUGUGUUUUCAACUGUUACAGUCACUCAGCAAAUCAGACGGGUUUUCCUGGAAUGUGUUGCUUUUUGUUUUCCAAACUGAUGUCAUGUUUUGCAGUCAAGAUGUUCUUUCUGAAUGGAGGUUCCAUUUUGUGCGGCAGGAAAGGGUGUCCUAGUCUUUCAAACAUACACAUGAAUAUGCACCAUUUAGUGCAGUUGCAGAAAAACUUACCGGAAAUGCCUCGUCCUCAGUUUUCUCCUGGUAGAUUUUAGAGAAUCUCUUUGUGGAUUUGGACUAGAGUAUACUUCCAUGUCUGUCAAAAGCAGGUCAAGGUCAAUUGUGACUUUUUUUCCCUCCUGUUUUCCAGCUGUACGAUGUAUUAUUAUGAAGAUUUAAAAAAGAAAUACGCGAAUAAAGAUUAAAAAGUAUACAUUUAUCAACAUUCCUGCCUUCGCAGACAGGCAUGAUUGAGCUGCUGUAGUCUUUGUGUUAAGUUGAACCAAUAAACGCCCGUAAUAUGAUAGAA